Messenger RNA from Melanotaenia boesemani (Boeseman's rainbowfish), 2492 nucleotides. RefSeq names its product membrane-bound transcription factor peptidase, site 2 (gene mbtps2). Gene Ontology annotation, biological process: regulation of response to endoplasmic reticulum stress; membrane protein intracellular domain proteolysis. Gene Ontology annotation, molecular function: metalloendopeptidase activity; protein binding. Lineage: Eukaryota; Metazoa; Chordata; Actinopteri; Atheriniformes; Melanotaeniidae. The record is from RefSeq and is a predicted model, not a curated record. Gene Ontology annotation, cellular component: cytoplasm; membrane. The coding region runs from base 224 to 1723 and encodes 499 amino acids. The transcript is spliced from 11 exons.
AGUCGGUGGGGUUUUGUUUGUCGCACAGUGCUGACGCACCCUUUCCAGUGACAGCAUCCUUGAAAACAAAACCUGUUUUACCUCUAUGUUUAACAUAAAAUGUGGGCAUUUUGUCACAUCUUUGUCCGCGGCUAGGUGCGCUGCUAACGGCUGGCGGAGGGAAUGAUGGCGUCGGUGCGGUUCAGUUCCUGGGUUCCGCGGAGACUCUUCUGACGGCUGCACCAUGAUACCCGUACCUCUCAUAGUGUGUGUGAUGGCAGGAUGGUGUGCCGUCUACCUGGCCGACACACUCCUCAGGUCAUCCAUCACACACCGGAUCAGUUACGAGUCGUGGCUCGUCAGCCGGGGUCUGAUGUUGUCUCCUUUCCACUUGAGAUGGCAGACCACCAUUUUCAACCGGCUUUUUGCGCACUGUGCUCGCAUCAACCCCCGAGCUCUCUACCUGUGGUUCAAUAGUGGUCUGGUGUUUGGUAUCGCUUCCAUGGUGGGAUCAGUGGUGCUGCUUAUAAAAACACUCCAGCAGACAUAUGCACAGAUGACCACAGACAAUCCUCGGAUCGGAGGUCAGCAGGCCCUGCAGGUGGUGGUCCCAGGUGUCAAUCUGCCCACCAGUCAACUGGCCUACUUCUUCAUCGCUCUGCUCCUCAGUGGAGUCAUACACGAGCUGGGCCACGCUGUGGCAGCGUUGAGGGAACAGGUGAGGGUGAAUGGUUUUGGGAUGUUUGUGUUUGUGGUGUAUCCCGGUGCGUUUGUGGACCUUUUCACGACACACCUGACCCUCAUCUCACCUACUCAGCAGCUCCGUAUCUUCUGUGCAGGUGUAUGGCACAACUUUGUUCUGUGCGUGGUAGCGCUGGUCUUCCUCUUCCUGUUGCCCAUCUUCCUGUUUCCCAUGUAUUCCACUGGAGCCGGGGCGCUGGUUACUGAGGUGGUGCAGGGCUCUGCAGCUGACGGGCCCAGGGGGCUGUCAGUUGGGGAUAUUGUGACGGGGCUGGAGGACUGUCCUGUCAGGGGGGUUGAGGACUGGACCAGCUGCCUGUCUCACCUCUCUCACACACCACAGACAGGAUACUGCGUCCCAGUUGCCAGCCUGCAGCCCAGCUGGGCUCAUGGACGGGCUUUCAAGCGUCUAGAUGGAACAAUGGACUGCUGCAGCAACAACAGCCUGACAGACCUCUGCUUCUCCUACAUAAAACCACAGGGCAAGAAUAGCAGGGAGAGAGAGUACGCCUGUAUGCCGGUCCGCAAGAUGGUGACGGGGACGCGAGUGUGUCGUACCGACGACGACUGUGCCACACACACCCACGCCGCCAGCGUUUGCGUCACUCCUUCCCUGGAGAACCAGACUCGCUUCAUCCGUGUCACACACCCUCCUAGCACACACAUGCUGUUUGUGGGUUAUCCGCCGCACCUGCAGUACGCUGUGAGUUUGACCAACUUUAUCCCCCGCUUUGGUUUCCUUCACCUGGACCUGCCCGUUUUCUUGGAGACCUUUUGCAAAUACGUGGUGUCCCUCUCUGGUGCAUUAGCCGUAGUAAACUCAGUGCCCUGCUUCGCUCUGGACGGUCAGUGGAUGCUGAACGCUCUGCUGGAGGCCACACUGGUUACUGUGGUAACGGACCGCCAGAAACGGGAGCUAAUUGGUUUCUUCCUGUUGCUGGCAGGCAGUGCCCUGCUGGCAGUCAACGUGGCGUUGGGCCUGUGGAUGGUCACAGCACGGUAGCAGAAGUGGUUUGCUGCCCCGACACGACAGAAGUAAAUGAAAAGAACUCUGCAGAAGGUUUGACACCUCAGGAUGUGCUUGAGAUGUUUGGACCAUUUAACUGUGAACAGAAGGGUCAGGUUGCAUCACCCAGCAGCGCUGCUGCUGCCUUCAAACUGUUGAGCAGAAUGUUGCUCUGCCUUUAAGCUGCCACUGGACCCCCACUGAAGAAAAAAACUUUUUCACCUUGUUGCCAUCAUGUAGAAAAAAAAAGCACAUAUGAAAAGUUAAUGAUGCACUAACUGUAACUCACUGUCCCAUGUGGCUGUUUACAAAAAAUCUUAAUAUUUUAAAAUCUGAAGUGUUUGUGCAUAAAGUUUGAGUGAAAAACUUUUUAUGAGUUUGAUCUCAAAAGACCAAGGUGUGCUGUUGAUUGACAGGUUGGUAAAAUGAAUAUUAUGUCCACGUUUGAACAAAGAACUUUUGAAAGCCUUUGUUUUAUCGCUGAAUGCAUGGCAAUGUCGUGACAUUCAACACCUUAUCACUGUUGGAAAAACUGUACUACCUAAUAUUCAUCAUGAUUUAUUUAGUAACGGGAUCUCUUCAUCUCAGCAUGUUUAUAGGUGUAAAAUCUACAGAUUUGAAUCAAAACAAGGGACUUUCUCUUUAGACAUUGCAGACAGAAAUUUUGCUUUUUUUUUCAUUCUCUUGACCUCUCACUGUUUAUAAUCUGGUUGUAAAAGUUGAUUUGUCAUAACUGUGGAAUAAAGGACUGAUUUUUAUUCAAGUA